This is a messenger RNA of Thalassophryne amazonica, 3246 nucleotides long. RefSeq names its product anoctamin 10b (gene ano10b). Bases 322 to 2427 code for a protein of 701 amino acids. Lineage: Eukaryota; Metazoa; Chordata; Actinopteri; Batrachoidiformes; Batrachoididae. Gene Ontology annotation, molecular function: chloride channel activity. The transcript has 16 exons. Gene Ontology annotation, biological process: chloride transmembrane transport. The record is from RefSeq and is a predicted model, not a curated record. Gene Ontology annotation, cellular component: plasma membrane.
CAUUCUGUCCAGUUCUACAGUCCACAGCUGUAACGGUUCUGGACCGUGUUGAGGUGGAAACAGGCUGACGGAGCAGUAGGACCCUGAGCCGCCACAGCGGCACAAAAGGAGGAGGAGCCUGAAUAUGAACCAAACAACUGUCCACACCCUACAGCCCUGAGAACUUCCUCUGCAUUCCUGCCACAUACACACACACACACACAUACACUAAGAAACACACACACGGCUGGGAGGAACCACAGUCUGAGACAGGACCGUUGAGGCCGUGUGGGCCUGCUGUGGGACUGGACUCCAGCCUUGUCGACGCCUUGCAGCCUCAGCAUGAGUAAGGUGGGGGUUGAUAGAGACAGUGAUGGUGUUGGCACCACGGGCCCAUCCCGCCUCACUGAGACCUGUCCAGACCAGGAUCCAAAGCUCCUGAGCAAACUGAAUGUGGGCAGCAUCGGUCAAGGAUGGACCAAGGUGAACUGUCCCUGCUGUGUGUCAAAGCAGGUAGAGCCGCUGGUUCUGGUGAAGCUGGGAGAGUGGGUUCGCCCUGAGACCAAGAGAUGGCUCAUGAGACUUAUUGGAGCAUCACAGAAAGAUGGAGGUGCCGCUUUGCUAGCCCAUCCUGGCGAGAAUGCCACCGGUGAUGUCAUCGUGGUGUCGGCCCCACGUUGCACAUUACUGCGAGCCGCUGAGGAGCUGGGACUUUGCAAGAUGUAUCGUAACGGGGACAUGGAGGCAUUCCAUUAUGACGACAGAGACAAUUUUAAAGACUCAGACAACAUGGAGGCGUUGCUGACACUGGCCGAGCGUCAGUUCAUCGUGAAGUACGAGCUGGAGGGCCUGCGGGCUCAGAAGGACCUGAGGAUCCCCGGCCUACCUGACGAGGCCAUGCUGCAUCACCGUGACAACAUCUGGCAGAAGCUUGUGAAGGGUGGCAUGAUUGUGGACAUGUUUCCGCUCCAUAACCCGGACAAACUGGCGGCUCUGAGUAAGGCCUGGUACUCUGGGAACCAUCUGGUUCAGCCGCUAGAUUCCAUCAAUGAAUAUUUUGGAAGCUCAAUCGGUUUCUACUUCAGCUUCCUUGACUUCUACACUUGGUCUCUGCUGCCACCAGCUAUACUGGGCCUCAUCAUCACAUAUUUUUCAGGUGAAGUUCAGAAGGAGAUGAUGCAGUCAUUCUCCAGUUCUCAAGCCACGGGCGGUGAUGAUGAUGAUGCUGGUCUUACCAUCAGCGGUUACAUGAUCCAGGCCGUGUUCAGCAUGAUCUGGUCCACCAUCAUUAUGGAGAUGUGGAAGCGCCGCAGCUCCUCCCUCUCCUACCGCUGGGGGACUCUGUACCUGGCUGAGCGCUUUGCCGAGCCCCGUCCUAGUUUCCAUGGUAAACUCGGUGUCAACCCAGUCACGGGUCGGAUGGAGCCACUGUUUUCUGAAUGGGAGAGGGACCUGCGUGUGGCACUCGUGUCACUUCCUGUGGUCGGGUUGUUUUUAGGGUUGGUCUUACUGGGUAUGCUGGGGUUCUACUGGGGAGAAACUCAGGUCCGGCACCUACAUAAGGACUGGGACUCUUUGCUGUCUGAGAUGUUGCUCUACAUGCCCUCCAUUCUCCACAUCGCCUACACAAACAUUCUGGCGACUGUUUACUGCAUGGUGGCUCAGACCCUGACUGAGUUUGAAAACCACCGAGAGGAAUCAGCAUUUCAGAACCAUCUGACAGCCAAAGUCUUGGUGUUUACUUUCUUCAAUUACUUUGCAGUACUCUUCCACAUCGCCUUCUGCAAACAGGAUAUGCCUUUACUUCGAAAGCGUUUGGCGUCUCUGCUGAUCAUGAGCCAGUUGGUGAACCAGGUGACAGAGGUCGUCAUCCCCUUCCUGGUGGACCGGCUUGUCAGCGCCCCCCAUAGAAAAGAGACUGAACAUGAUCCACAGGAAGACAAAUUCAGGAACCAGUUCCUGCUGCCCACUUUCCCGGGGCUGUUUGCUGAGUACAUUGAGCUCCUGGUGCAGUUCGGUUACCUGAGUCUUUUCUCCUGCGUCUACCCUCUGACCGCCGUGCUGCUGCUCAUCAACAACCUGACCGAGAUCCGAUCCGACGCCUACAAGAUCUGCAAGCUCUUCCGCAAACCCUUCUGCCCCCCGGUGGCUAACAUGGGUGUCUGGCAGGUCGCCUUCGAGGUCCUCAGCUUCGUCUCCGUCAUCUCCAACUGUUGGCUGCUGCUGCUGUCGCCAUUGUUACAUGAGCAGGUCCAGGAGGGCGGGGUCAGCCCUACAAACACUCUGCUAUUGGCUGUUUUGAUUGAGCAUUUGCUGAUCCUGGUCAAGGUGUUGCUGGCGGUUCUGAUUCCAGAUGAACCGGACUGGAUCAGGAAAAAGAUGGAGCAUAUCGAGUUCAUGUCCAUGCAGGCGCUGAGACAGCAGAAGGUGCUUCCUGAAGAGUCCUGAAUCUGCUUUAGUGGGUCCAGGAUCUGGUACCACGUGCACAGUGACGUGCACAGCGGCCUUGAGUCUUUGCUCUGUGCCCUGUGCUGCUUUAAGUGUUAACCUAUAGACUUCUGCAGCACGGCGCUUCUGCAGCGCACCUUCAUAUCGCACCGUAAGAGCACGUAGAACUGCAGCAUUUUAUCGCAGUAUUCCACGGCGAGUGGAAUGUCUCCAUUAAUAACACGCAGGAUGCCUUUUAAUCAGGUUGAGGUUGGAUUCUUUAGAUGACAAAGUGUUUGGUUUUACUUUCUGAGGCAUAAACAUGCAGAAUACUUGAUAUGUUUUAAUCUUCAGGACUCUUUUACGAAGUGUUUUAUGCUGGUUGAUGAGCUGCAGUUUGUGUUUGGGUUUGGAGAAAAGCAGUCACAGCGAUUGAACAAGAAUCAGGUUUUCAUUUGAGGAAACAUGAGUCACAGCACCUACGCUGUGGUAGAGAGGUCAGUGAGGAAAGGGUCAACAAGGACGGGGUCAAUGUCUACCCAGCUAAACACCACAAUUCAUAUUUAGAUGGGAAUCUGACCUUUGACCUCAGUGACCUUGUCCUUCACCCCAAUGAUUGACCUUGCUGGCUGGCGAUCAUCAUAUGAGCACUAAAUUAGGUCUAAACAGUUUCCUUGUGGACCUUCUUCCACAUGUCAAGUCUGGCAGAACUCAAAGUACCACAGACAUGACCUUGAGCCCAGUGAUUGACCUUUGGCUAAUUUGACCUUGCUUGGGCAAUUCCACAACCCAGUCACUGUACAUAUCUGUGCCACGCUUGGUGCAAAUUGGACUAAAACU